UUUUACGGACCGACUUCCGCGUGUACUCACGCACGACCAUCGUAGGCUACCGCGAAUUCAUUUAUUUGGGUGGCCUGAGAUCUUCUUGGGAAAUACCAGUAUUUAUUAGUGUCCUGUGUCUUGUUUGACAGGAAUCAUGGAGACAAUUUUAGAGCAGCAACGCAGAUAUCACGAGGAAAGAGAGAGGCUAAUGGACACAAAAACAAAAGAGAUGCUGCACAAGAAAACGACGCUGCGAGAUCAAAUCAAUUCUGAUCACCGCACCAGAGCUAUGUUGGAUAGAUACAUGGAAGUCGGUGGAAAUCUAAGGGAUUCUUACGAGGAUAAAGAUGGGAUGAGGAAGGAUGAGCUGAACGCCAUCUCUGGGCCUAAUGAGUUUGCGGAAUUCUACAAUCGCCUGAAGCAGAUCAAGGAGUUCCACCGCAAGCACCCCAAUGAAAUCUGCGUUCCUAUGUCGGUGGAGUUUGACGAGUUAAUGAAAGCAAGGGACAACCCCAGUGAGGAGGCGCAGAAUCUUGUGGAGUUUACAGAUGAGGAGGGUUAUGGCCGUUACCUGGAUCUUCAUGAUUGCUACCUGAAGUACAUCAACCUGAAGAGUGCAGAGAAACUAGACUACCUCUCCUACCUGUCUUCAUUCGAUCAGUUGUUUGACAUUUCCAAAGACAGGAAGAAUGCAGAGUAUAAAAGGUAUUUGGAGAUGCUGAUAGAGUACCUUCAGGACUACACUGACCGCGUGAAGCCCCUGCUGGACCAGAACGAGCUCUACGGCAAGAUCCUGGUGGAGUUUGAGAAGAAGUGGGAGGCUGGAACGUUUCCUGGAUGGCCGAAAGAGACCAGCAGUGCUUUGACCCAUGCUGGAGCUCAUUUGGACCUGUCUGCCUUCUCCUCCUGGGAGGAGCUGGCUUCUCUGGGGCUGGACAGACUGAAGUCUGCCCUUAUGGCCCUGGGCCUCAAGUGUGGAGGUACUCUGGAGGAGAGAGCUCAGAGGCUUUUCAGCACCAAGGGCAAAUCCAUGGAAUCUUUGGACCCCUCUCUUUUCGCUAAGCACCCCAAAUCCAAAGGCCCCAAAAAAGACACCGAGAGGAACAAAGAAAUUGGCUUCCUCGAGGCCCAAAUUUAUGAAUACGUGGAGAUCCUUGGGGAGCAGAGGCAACUGACUCACGAGAACGUUCAGAGGAAGCAGGCGCGUACGGGCGAGGAGCGUGACGAGGAGGACGAGGAGCAGCCCAGCGAGAGCGAGAGCGAAGACGAGGACAACGAGAUCAUCUACAACCCCAAGAACCUGCCCCUGGGCUGGGAUGGCAAGCCCAUACCAUACUGGCUCUACAAGCUCCACGGCCUGAACAUCAACUACAACUGUGAGAUCUGUGGAAACUACACAUACCGUGGACCCAAGGCUUUCCAGAGGCACUUUGCAGAGUGGCGCCACGCCCACGGCAUGCGUUGCCUUGGCAUCCCCAACACGGCUCACUUCGCCAACGUCACCCAGAUCGAAGACGCCGUCUCACUCUGGUCCAAACUGAAGUCACAGAAGGCAUCCGAGAGGUGGCAGCCUGAUACAGAGGAGGAGUACGAGGACUCGAGUGGAAACGUGGUCAAUAAGAAGACCUACGAGGAUCUGAAGAGACAGGGUCUUCUGUAAAGGAGCCAGACCCGACGAAAGCACGGCAACCAGGAAAGAUUCUUUUAUGGAGGAAAAGGAGUAAAAGCCAGUUCAACAUACAUGCAGGGGCAGGGUUAUCUGUAAAUGAAAGUGGACAAACACAAAGCCACUUGUGGACAUGCCUGUCCCCUCUCUGGAGCUGGUAGGGUCCUCUUACAUCAGAACAUCCAUCCGGCAUUCCCAACGCCAUUUUUUUGACCACAAGUGGUUUUGUGUAUCUUUUUAGGGAUUUAUUUUUAUGUUGUUUUUAUAGCUAGUGGUCAUUCUAUGCUAUACCAUUCCCUCUCUGUAGCGCCUGUAAGAUGAGGAUAUGUUUAUAACUGAUUUGCUACAUUUAAUAAAUUGUCUGUAUUCUUCA
Molecule: messenger RNA, 2021 nt
Organism: Alosa sapidissima (American shad)
Lineage: Eukaryota; Metazoa; Chordata; Actinopteri; Clupeiformes; Clupeidae
Gene: sf3a3
Product: splicing factor 3a, subunit 3
Exons: 17
Coding region: 137-1642 (501 amino acids)
Biological process (GO): mRNA splicing, via spliceosome
Cellular component (GO): spliceosomal complex; nucleus
Molecular function (GO): RNA binding; zinc ion binding
Source: RefSeq, a predicted model, not a curated record